ACAUCAUCUCUCAUCAACCUUAACCUUUUCAACUAACCUUUCGCGUCGGUCAAAUCGGAGGACGUCGCGUCUAACCAUUAAUUUAAUCACUCUUUCUAUUCACUUCGGCCAUUUACAAUCGAAAACUAUAGCUGCCUGUUUAAGGCUCCCGUAGUAUCCUCGCGCGACUGAUCGCGCCGCGGUAGCGACAGUAUUAAAAGUCACAAGGUUUGCAAUCUCUGUUGACUUGAAAAUGUCGUCUUUCCAACCCCCUCCACCUCCUCCCGGUUGGGGACCGCCGCCACCACCUCCUCCUCCGUCGGAUUUUCUCCCACCGCCGCCAGGAGCGCCGGCUCCUCCCCCCCCUGGAUACCGCCCCCCGACCGAUCCCCAAGUCGCGAAGUUUGCACAGAAGAAGAAGGAAUGGCUUCGGGACCAGCGAAAUCGCUUUGGCGAAAAGCGCAAGGGUGGCUUUGUGGAGACCCAGAAAGCUGAUAUGCCACCCGAACAUCUGCGCAAGAUCGUGAAGGAUAUCGGCGAUGUCUCCCAGAAGAAGUAUACAAGCGAUAAACGAAGUUAUCUUGGUGCUCUCAAGUUCAUGCCACACGCGGUGAUGAAGCUUCUAGAGAAUAUGCCCAUGCCGUGGGAGUCUGCAAGAGAAGUCAAGGUCUUGUACCAUGUCAAUGGGUGCUUGACGCUCGUAAAUGAGAUUCCUCGAGUUAUCCCGCCCGUAUUUCACGCGCAAUGGGCAACGAUGUGGUUGACCAUGAGGAAGGAGAAGAGCGACAGAAGGUUGUUCAAGAGAAUGAGGUUCCCGCCAUUUGAUGACGAAGAGCCUCCUCUAUCAUGGUCCGAGAAUAUCGAGGAUGUCGAACCACUAGAGCCCAUCCAGAUGGAACUGGACGAGGAAGAAGAUGGUGCUGUUUACGAAUGGUUCUAUGACCAGCGGCCCUUAGUCGAUACCGAGCACGUAAAUGGGCCGAGUUACAAACAGUGGAAUCUCACGUUACCACAGAUGGCUGCACUUCAUCGACUUAGUCGCCCGUUACUAAGCGAGACUGUCGACCAAAACUAUUUCUACUUAUUUGACCUGAAGAGUUUCCUUACUGCGAAGGCUUUGAAUGUUGCGUUGCCCGGUGGUCCUCGAUUCGAACCCCUGUACAAAGACAUCGACCCGAACGACGAGGACUUCGGAGAGUUCAAUGCCAUCGACCGAAUCAUCUUCCGAUUCCCGAUUCGAACUGAGUACCGAGUCGCCUAUCCUUACCUCUAUAACUCACUUCCUCGAAGCGUCAAGUUCAACUGGCACUCCCACCCACAAAUCGUGUAUACCAAAUCCGAAGACCCUAAUCUACCUGCGUUUCAUUUCGACCCUAUGAUCAACCCCAUAUCGUCCCGCUCAGUUGCGCCGAAGAACGUUACCAUUAGUCACGAGGAUGAGAUAUUUGGUGCAGGGAAUCUGGAAGAGCCUGAGGAUGAUGUAUUUGAAUUGCCAGCUAGCGUGGAGCCCUUUUUAGCCGAUGAAGAGCUUUACACCGAGGAUACAUCAUCUGCAAUUGCUCUCUGGUGGGCUCCUUUCCCGUUCGAUCGUAGAUCUGGCCGGAUGGUGAGGGCACAGGAUGUACCGCUUGUAAAGCAGUGGUACCUCGAGCAUUGCCCUCCGAAGCAGCCCGUCAAAGUUCGAGUAUCAUAUCAGAAACUUCUCAAGACGUACGUUCUCAAUGAACUCCACAAGAAGAAACCGAAGGCACUCAACAGGCAAAAUCUGUUGAGGAGCUUGAAGCAGACCAAGUUCUUUCAGCAGACGACGAUCGACUGGGUUGAAGCUGGUCUCCAAGUUUGUCGGCAAGGAUUUAACAUGCUGAACCUGUUGAUCCACCGCAAGAAUCUUACGUAUCUUCACUUGGAUUAUAACUUCAAUCUUAAGCCGGUGAAAACGUUGACUACAAAGGAGCGAAAGAAGUCGCGUUUCGGCAAUGCGUUUCAUCUCCAGCGUGAGAUAUUACGUCUCUUGAAGUUGAUCGUCGAUUCGCAUGUGCAGUAUCGAUUAGGUAACAUCGACGCUUUUCAAUUAGCCGAUGGUAUUCUCUAUGCCUUCAACCACGUUGGUCAGCUCACUGGUAUGUACCGGUACAAGUAUAAACUAAUGCAUCAAAUUCGGUCAUGUAAGGAUCUGAAGCAUCUUAUUUACUAUCGGUUUAACAGUGGCCCUGUUGGUAAGGGACCUGGUUGUGGUUUCUGGGCGCCAGCCUGGCGAGUGUGGCUAUUUUUCAUGCGAGGAAUAAUUCCCCUCCUUGAACGAUGGCUUGGAAAUCUACUCUCUCGUCAAUUUGAAGGACGCCACAGCAAGGGUGUGGCCAAGACUGUGACUAAGCAACGUGUUGAGUCUCAUUUCGAUCUAGAACUCCGAGCGUCGGUAAUGGCCGAUCUCAUGGAUAUGAUGCCCGAAGGUAUCAAGCAAAAUAAGGUCAACACUGUCCUUCAACAUUUAUCAGAAGCCUGGAGAUGCUGGAAGAGUAAUAUUCCAUGGAAGGUGCCUGGUCUACCCGCGCCCAUUGAAAACAUUAUUCUUCGCUAUGUCAAGGCAAAGGCAGACUGGUGGAUGUCGGUCGCGCAUUACAACCGCGAACGUAUUCGGCGAGGUGCAACUGUCGAUAAGACGGUUGCCAAGAAGAAUGUAGGUCGUUUGACACGCCUCUGGCUGAAGGCCGAACAAGAGCGACAGCAUAACUACAUGAAGGACGGCCCUUAUGUAUCGUCUGAAGAAGCUGUGGCCAUAUACACGACAACGGUACACUGGCUUGAGUCCCGAAAGUUUACGCCAAUUCCCUUCCCGAGUGUAUCAUACAAGCACGACACGAAGAUUUUAAUUCUUGCGCUCGAGCGACUGCGAGAGGCAUACUCCGUGAAAGGUCGUCUUAACCAAAGUCAGCGAGAGGAAUUAGCUCUGAUUGAGCAGGCUUAUGACAGCCCUGGCACUACUUUGGAAAGGAUCAAGCGAUUCCUCCUAACGCAGCGAGCCUUCAAAGAGGUGCAGAUUGAUAUGAACGAUAAUUACAGUACCAUCAAUCCUGUUUACGACAUCGAGCCCAUCGAGAAGAUCAGCGAUGCUUACCUUGAUCAGUAUCUCUGGUACCAGGCGGACCAGCGGCAUCUCUUCCCCGCCUGGAUCAAGCCCUCCGACUCCGAGGUACCACCUUUACUAGUAUACAAAUGGGCUCAAGGCAUCAACAACCUGGAAAAGGUCUGGGAGACUGCAGAUGGAGAAUGCAAUGUUAUGAUCGAGACGGAGCUUUCUAAAGUCUAUGAGAAGAUAGAUCUAACUUUGUUGAACCGACUUCUCAGGUUGAUCAUGGAUCACAAUCUGGCAGAUUACAUCAGCUCCAAGAACAACGUGCAGUUAACUUACAAGGACAUGAACCAUGUCAACAGUUACGGUAUGAUUCGUGGUCUUCAGUUCUCGGGCUUUGUUUUCCAGUACUAUGGUCUCGUGCUCGACCUGUUACUUCUCGGUUUGAACCGUGCUAGUGAGAUCGCCGGCCCGCCAUCAAGCCCGAACGACUUCCUUCAGUUCCGCGAUCGCGAGACGGAGACGAAGCAUCCUAUUCGUUUGUACACAAGGAACAUCGACAAGAUAUGGGUUUUCCUACGAUUUACCGCUGAAGAGUCGCGAGAUCUCAUCCAGAGGUUUCUAACAGAACAGCCCGAUCCGAAUUUCGAGAAUGUCAUUGGCUAUAAGAGUAAAAAGUGCUGGCCAAGGGACUCUCGAAUGCGCCUUAUGAGACAUGAUGUCAACCUCGGCCGAGCCGUAUUCUGGGACUUGAAGAAUCGUCUACCUCGAUCCGUCACCACUAUCGAAUGGGAUGACACCUUUGCGAGUGUCUAUAGUCGCGACAAUCCAAAUCUACUUUUCUCCAUGUGUGGAUUCGAGGUCCGCAUUCUUCCUAAGAUUAGAAACCAGAAUGACGAGUUCCCUAUCAAGGAUAGUGUGUGGUCCCUCGUGGACAAUACCACUAAAGAGAGAACUGCACAUGCCUUCCUGCAGGUUACGGAGGAAGAUAUUCAGAAGUUCAACAAUAGGAUUCGUCAAAUCCUUAUGUCGUCUGGAUCAACCACUUUCACCAAGAUCGCCAAUAAGUGGAACACUGCACUUAUUGCACUCUUCACCUACUAUCGCGAAGCCGCUGUAUCCACGGUUAAUUUACUGGAUACUAUCGUAAAAUGCGAGACGAAGAUUCAGACUCGAGUGAAAAUUGGAUUGAACUCAAAGAUGCCGUCGCGUUUCCCUCCUGCUGUCUUCUAUACACCGAAGGAGUUGGGUGGCCUUGGAAUGAUUUCUGGUUCGCAUAUUCUUAUCCCAGCCAGUGAUAAACGCUAUUCAAAACAGACGGACACUGGUGUUAGUCAUUUCCGAGCUGGUAUGACACAUGAUGAAGAAACUCUCAUCCCUAAUAUCUUCCGAUACAUCAUCCCUUGGGAGGCCGAGUUCAUCGACUCGCAAAGAGUGUGGACAGAGUACUCGCAAAAGAGACUGGAGGCCAACCAACAAAACCGUCGUUUAACCUUGGAAGAUUUAGAAGACAGCUGGGACCGUGGUUUGCCGCGUAUCAACACCCUGUUCCAAAAGGACCGAAGCACCCUCAGUUUUGAUAAGGGCUUCCGAACAAGGAGCGAAUUCAAAAUCUAUCAACUCAUGAAGAGCAAUCCCUUCUGGUGGACCAGUCAACGUCAUGACGGAAAGCUCUGGAAUUUGAAUGCUUACCGUUCCGAUGUCAUCCAGGCCUUGGGUGGUGUAGAAACAAUCCUUGAACACACAUUGUUCAAGGCGACGGGUUUCCCAUCAUGGGAGGGUUUGUUUUGGGAGAAAGCGAGUGGUUUCGAAGAGUCAAUGAAAUUCAAAAAAUUGACCAAUGCGCAAAGAUCCGGUCUAAACCAGAUCCCUAAUCGUCGAUUCACGCUCUGGUGGUCUCCGACUAUCAAUCGUGCCAACGUCUAUGUCGGUUUCCAAGUCCAACUGGAUCUUACAGGCAUCUUCUUGCACGGCAAAAUUCCCACCCUAAAGAUCUCCCUCAUCCAAAUUUUCCGUGCCCAUUUGUGGCAGAAGAUCCACGAAUCUGUCGUUAUGGAUUUCUGUCAGGUAUUUGACCAGCAGCUAGAAUCUCUCGGAAUCGAGACUGUGCAGAAAGAGACGAUCCACCCUCGAAAAUCGUACAAAAUGAACAGCUCUUGCGCUGAUAUCCUGCUUUUCGCCAGUAACAAGUGGAACGUCAGUCGACCUUCGCUUUUGCACGAUACCAAGGACACUAUUGAACCUACCACUACGAAUAAAUUCUGGCUUGAUAUCCAAUUGAGAUAUGGCGACUACGAUUCUCACGAUAUUGAGCGUUAUACUCGUGCGAAGUAUUUGGACUACACCCAAGACAGCAUGAGUAUCUAUCCUUCGGCAACCGGUUUGAUGAUUGGCAUCGAUCUUGCUUACAACCUCUACUCCGCUUACGGACAAUACUUCCCUGGCUUGAAGCAACUUGUCCAAGAGGCAAUGGCUAAGAUUAUGAAGGCUAACCCAGCUCUCUACGUCCUCCGCGAACGUAUUAGGAAGGGUCUCCAGCUUUAUGCUUCAGAGAACAACCAGGAGUUCCUUAACUCUCAGAACUACUCUGAAUUGUUUAGCAACCAAACGAAGCUCUUCAUCGAUGACACCAAUGUGUAUCGUGUCACCAUCCACAAGACUUUCGAAGGUAAUUUAACCACGAAGCCAAUCAACGGUGCAAUCUUUAUCUUCAACCCGCGAACCGGUCAACUAUUCCUCAAGAUCAUUCACACAAGCGUUUGGGCUGGACAAAAGCGUCUAGGUCAAUUAGCGAAAUGGAAAACGGCCGAAGAAGUCGCCGCUCUCAUUCGAUCUCUUCCGGUGGAAGAACAGCCCAAGGAACUAAUUGUCACUCGCAAGGGUCUUUUGGAUCCUCUCGAAGUCCACAUGCUGGAUUUCCCGAAUAUCUCUAUCCGAGCUUCAGAAUUACAGCUACCCUUCCAAGCGGCAAUGAAAGUUGAAAAGCUGGGAGACAUGAUCCUCCGCGCCACUGAACCUCAGAUGGUUCUUUUCAACCUCUACGACGAAUGGUUGAAGAGUAUAUCCUCGUUCACUGCAUUUUCCCGUUUAGUUCUCAUACUUCGUGCCCUCCACGUCAAUCCCGACAAGACAAAACUCAUCCUACGACCCGACAAGACCGUUAUAACACAAGUGCAUCACAUUUGGCCCACGCUGUCAGACGAAGACUGGAUCAAGGUUGAAGUGCAGCUUCGAGAUUUGAUUCUGCAUGACUAUGGAAAGAAGAACAAUGUCAAUGUUUCUAGCUUGACUAGCAGCGAGGUUCGUGAUAUCAUCUUAGGUAUGGAAAUAUCUGCACCUUCUAUGCAACGACAACAAGCUGCAGAAAUAGAAAAGCAACAAGAGGAACAACAACAGAUCACUGCCGUUACCACGAAAACGCAGAAUAUCCACGGUGAAGAACUCAUCGUCACCACAACGUCUAAAUAUGAGCAAGAGAAAUUCGCAUCUAAGACGGAAUGGCGGACCCGAGCUAUUGCAACAUCGAACCUCCGAACUCGUGCCAACAACAUAUACGUUUCGUCUGUGGAUAAUGACUUGGAGGACAUUACUUAUGUUAUGCCCAACAAUAUCUUGAAGAAAUUCAUCACCAUUGCAGACUUACGAGUGCAAAUUGCUGGAUACCUGUAUGGUGUGUCUGCUCCCGACAACGAUCAAGUAAAGGAAAUUCGCUGCAUUGUCAUGGUACCUCAGAUUGGCAAUACGCGCUACAGCCAAGUCCCCCACCAGUUACCACAACACGAAUAUCUCUCGGGCAUGGAGCCUCUCGGUGUGAUCCAUACAUUAGCUGGAAACGAAUCACCUUACAUGUCUGCCGUCGAUGUUACUAUGCAUUCUCAACUGCUCGACCGCCAUAAUAAAUGGGACAAGGAGAAGACCGUGAUGAUUGACGUCUCUUUUACCCCUGGCUCAGUCUCUUUAGCCGCCUGGUCUCUAACACCUGCCGGAUACCGAUGGGGCGCUGAAAACAGGGACUUCAGCAAAGAUGAUCCGAAUGGGUUCACGACGUCUAUGGGUAUCAAGCGCAAGCUCUUGCUCAGCCCGCGAUACAGGGGAUUCUUCCUCGUACCGGAAGAUGGCAAGUGGAAUUACAACUUCAUGGGCAGCAAUUUCCUCGGCCUAGAGAAGAAGCCGGUGCACGUCAAACUAGAUACCCCCAUGCCCUUCUACAACGAUCUGCAUCGCCCCGAGCAUUUCCACAACUUCGCGGAGAUGGAAGACCCCGGCGUGGACAGGAACGACAACUUUGCUUAAGGGACACAUCUUGGAAGGAGAUCUUGGUACGAUCGUCGCGGGAGAUAUGGGACGGGUUUGAUCGCCGGGUUUAUGGAUAGGAGAAUAAGGAGACAGCUGAACAUUGAAAGAUAAUAUCGGAGGUGACGAAAUGACGCAUUAUAAUGGCAUUUCCCAAAAAUCGGUGCGAAGGUGUGCUUUUUUAAUUGGCA
This is a messenger RNA of Annulohypoxylon maeteangense, 7533 nucleotides long. RefSeq names its product pre-mRNA processing splicing factor 8. Lineage: Eukaryota; Fungi; Ascomycota; Sordariomycetes; Xylariales; Hypoxylaceae. Gene Ontology annotation, biological process: spliceosomal tri-snRNP complex assembly; mRNA splicing, via spliceosome. The transcript has a single exon. Gene Ontology annotation, molecular function: protein binding; metallopeptidase activity; pre-mRNA intronic binding. Bases 233 to 7342 code for a protein of 2369 amino acids. Gene Ontology annotation, cellular component: catalytic step 2 spliceosome; U5 snRNP. The record is from RefSeq and is a predicted model, not a curated record.